Molecule: messenger RNA, 315 nt
Organism: Prunus armeniaca (apricot)
Lineage: Eukaryota; Viridiplantae; Streptophyta; Magnoliopsida; Rosales; Rosaceae
Source: the annotation of a GenBank genome assembly
AUGGAAGGAGAAGAGGUAUCGGGGACCUGGGCACUGUUCACCCAAGCUGCCGAACGGCAAGGGCUGACUGAAUCUUUUGGAGCCUGUGGUGGCUUCAGAAAGAGGGGUGUUCGAAGAAAGUUCCAGCACAUUCGAGCUUCGGCAGAGGGGGUCUUUGUGAAGCAGCCGAGCGUUGGGCUUAAGUCCUUGGUGUCAGAAAUAAGGGAUUGGACCCGGGUUACCUGCGUGUUGGCAGAGAGUUUGGAGCUAGGUCGUGACUUUCAUGGACUUCUCAAAUUCGCAGCAUGGCCCCUGCCGUUCGGCAAGGGUGCCUAG